AUGAGCGUCGCCACACCUCUCUUGCAAACAAUCGAGCCCGACGAGCCUAUUGCUUCAUCACAGCCAGUCUCAGGAAAUAUCAAUUCAAAUGCGAGCAAUACACGACGUGCUGAACCAGUCACGCUCACGCCUACGAACCGGGCCACUCAGGGAGCAAUGGCCACCAACCAAGGAGAUGCAGAGUUAGGAAUUGCGGGCAUCUUCAGACAGUCCGCGCAUCCAAUCCCUCUGUUCUUCCUAUUCCUCUUUCGAAUAGCCGCGAUCACAACAUAUAUCCUCUGCGGGUUCUUCACAAGCAACUAUGUCAUAUCUACGGUCGUAGUUGUUGUCCUAUUGGCGAUGGACUUUUGGAACUGCCGUAACGUUUCAGGCCGGACAUUGGUAGGCUUGCGAUUUUGGAACCAGGUGGACGACGAUGGUGAGAGUUACUGGGUGUUCGAAAGCCGAGACCCAUCCCGACCAGCCAACCCAAUUGACUCAAGGAUGUUCUGGAUUGCGCUUUACACCUUCCCCGCUCUUUGGAUCGUACUCCUUAUAGUCUCUUUUCUUAAGUUCAAUCUCUCUUUUGUCCCCAUCGUUAUCCUCGCUCUUGUCUUCAACAUGACGAACGUCGUUGGAUUCACGUACGCCGAUCGCGACGCAAGACAACGCUGGGCUGCCAAUGCCGGGGGCUGGAGCAUGGGCAUGGGAGGCUUUGGAGGGCAGAUACUUACUGGGGCGAUCAAAAACAGUGUUGGGAGGGUAUUUGGAUGAUUCACUGGACUUUAGGACGACCAGUCCAUAAUUAUUCUAGCCUGUGCUUGCUAUUCGUUUCUAUGCAGUAUCUUGGGUCCUC
This is a messenger RNA of Stereum hirsutum FP-91666 SS1, 835 nucleotides long. RefSeq names its product Golgi apparatus membrane protein TVP23. NCBI's taxonomy places the organism in Eukaryota, Fungi, Basidiomycota, Agaricomycetes, Russulales, Stereaceae. Gene Ontology annotation, biological process: vesicle-mediated transport; protein secretion. The record is from RefSeq and is a predicted model, not a curated record. Bases 1 to 753 code for a protein of 250 amino acids. The transcript has 10 exons. Gene Ontology annotation, cellular component: Golgi membrane.